AUGAAGAGGAGAACCAAGGACAGAUCGGAUCCGCGCGGGAAGCAAGAUCGAACACAGUUGACGAUACUAGGCGCGCAGUCGUCGGCACCGCGGUCCACUCGACGUAUCGACUUCAACAAGAGAACAGAAGCUACAAUGGGAUUCUUCAGCCACGACAGCGAUGAGCAGCGCGCUCACCAAGAGGUUUACCAAGGCGGCGAGCAGCACAAGUCGAAGUUCUCGCACGAGCUGCUCGCUUCGGCCGUCAGCUUUGCAGCUGUUCACGAAUACGAGGAACGCCAGAAGAAGGAGGGCAAGCCCGUCAAGCACGAAUUUGCUAAGGAGAUGAUUGGCGGUAUCGUUGGCGCCGAGACUGACAAGCUUUUCGAGACCAAGGGCCUCAACGAGUUUGACCGUGAGAAAGUCAAGUAUGAGGCACGCAACCGUGCUGAGCGUCAGUACGACAACUACUGA
This is a messenger RNA of Mixia osmundae IAM 14324, 453 nucleotides long. RefSeq lists its product as uncharacterized. The transcript has 7 exons. The record is from RefSeq and is a predicted model, not a curated record. Lineage: Eukaryota; Fungi; Basidiomycota; Mixiomycetes; Mixiales; Mixiaceae. Bases 1 to 453 code for a protein of 150 amino acids.